AUGAAGACUGCAUUACGUAUUAAGAGCUCAGAAGGAGAUAUAUGGGAAGUGGAACACAGCGUCGCAUUACAAAUGGGUGCAUACAAUCGUCUUAUAAACGACAACGUAUUAGACUUGCCAAAUGUAAACCGUGAUAUUCUAUUGAAGGUUAUCGAAUACUGCAAAAUGCAUGCCGGAGAUUGCCAUCCAGAUGGACACAAGAUUUGGGAUCAAGAUUUCGUCAAGAAUGUUAGUGUGGAUACACUUUUUGAUUUGAUUAAGGCUGCUAAUGAUAUGGAUAUUAGGUCUUUGAUUGAUUUGACUUGCCAAACUAUGGCUGACUACAUCAAAUUUAUGGACGUGGAAAAGGUUAGAGAAAUGUUUUGGGAAGUUAAUGAUUUUACACCUCAAGAAGAAGAGAAACUCAGAAAACAACAUCGUUGGGCUUUCGACUUUCAGUGA
Molecule: messenger RNA, 441 nt
Organism: Amaranthus tricolor (Joseph's coat)
Lineage: Eukaryota; Viridiplantae; Streptophyta; Magnoliopsida; Caryophyllales; Amaranthaceae
Product: SKP1-like protein 1
Exons: 1
Coding region: 1-441 (146 amino acids)
Biological process (GO): SCF-dependent proteasomal ubiquitin-dependent protein catabolic process
Cellular component (GO): cytoplasm; nucleus
Molecular function (GO): cullin family protein binding
Source: RefSeq, a predicted model, not a curated record